Molecule: messenger RNA, 1774 nt
Organism: Polistes dominula (European paper wasp)
Lineage: Eukaryota; Metazoa; Arthropoda; Insecta; Hymenoptera; Vespidae
Gene: imd
Product: death domain-containing immune deficiency protein
Biological process (GO): signal transduction
Molecular function (GO): protein binding
Source: RefSeq, a predicted model, not a curated record
AAAUGAUGAAAGUGAUUGGGGGAAAUACGGGAAAAGCCGAGGAUGUUGCGCAUGCGUAAUAACUUCGUAUAUAAUCGUCAAUUUCCGUCAGAUCAACCAGUCAUUCGUUCGAAGAACUACUUUGCGCGGGAAGUUUCACCUAAUACAAAAUAAAUUAUAACGAUGAAGACUAAUUAAAUCUUGUGACAUUUUUCUCUCCUUGUUUAGAAUGCACUUGUAAAGAAAAGGAAAGAUGUGAAUUUUAAAUUUGUAACAAUUGACAAAAAAUCUACAUUGCAAGCAUAUCUCCUAGUUAAAAGUGAAACGGUGUAUAUAGUGCUGUUCGUUUAUGACCAGUUGACAUCCACAUGGAGGGAGAUUCUCCUUUGAUUUUCAUUGGCUAAAAUAGAUAACUGUUCCCCCGCCUUUUCUUGAUAACUCUGACGUUAUUUUCUUGAUUAAUAGAAAGGCUCAUAACUAUUAAUUGGAUGCAUAAUAAAGAAAGAAACAACAGAACUCGUUGAAACAGAGUAGGAAAGAAGUUUAAACACUGAUGCAGAUUGCUUUUAUUCUGUGUGGACCUUGAGAAACAUCCAAAAUGUGAAUAGGAUAUCAAGUUUUCCUCGAGAAUGCCGAUACUUUCCGAUUUCUCUCGACGAUUUCAAUUAUUGACGACCGAUGCAAAACCUGAUCCACCACGUGUACCUAUUCAAGAUUAUACGAAUAAUUUGCAACAAAAUAAUGAAGAGGAAAAGAAGAGAAAAUUUUCUAUAAGACAAUUAAUAUCAAAGAAAAAUAAUUGUGAACAAAGUAAUAUUGCAACACCAUUGCAACGACAAAAAUCAGCACCGAGUGGUGAUGGUGAUGGUGAUGGUGGUGGUGUUACUACACCUUUUACUACUUCCGAUUUUUCUCCUAAAAAACCAAAAAAUCUUGAUAACGAUGACAACGACAUAGACAAGGAGGAUCUACCUUCAACAAAUACUUUUAGGGAAUAUAAAAAACCAAAUGUUAAAACGAAAACGAAGUCUCGUACAACGAAACCUUCACAAUCAGCAAACGUCGUCAAUUACAAUAUUGUUAAUUCGAAUGGAGUGAAAAUUGGAGCAAGGACAAGUUAUAUUUGUAAUAUCAACAAUUUUACAACAGAUAAAUCUGUCCCAAUGGAUACUACUAAUUGUUCAAAACCUAAAUCAAGAUUAAUGCCGGAAAAUGUUGAAUCGUUGACUAGGUGUGAAGAUGAAAUUACAUUUGAUGAUAUGUUUAUAAUAAAAACUCAUAUUGGUCAUGGUUGGAAAGAUGUUGCUAGGAGACUUUCUUAUUCAGAUGGUCAGAUUGAACAGUUUGAAGAGAAUUAUCGACAUAAAGGUGUAGACGAGAUAAUGUAUCAGUUGCUUUUAGAUUGGAAACAGGCUAACACGAAAGAUGCACAAAUUGGAAAUUUAAUAGAUGUUUUAUGGUUUUGUCAAGAGUAUGAUUGUGCGGAACGAGUAGCCAAUUCUCGUACAAAAUUAUAACAACAAAGUGAUAUGUGCGUGUGAUAUUUAUAAUAUAAAUGCAAUAUCGAAUAAGAUUAAAUUUACUUAUGUAGUAUAUUUUUAUAUUAACUUACAAUACGUCAGUAAUAUUAAUCUGACAUAAUGGACAAAGUUCCAUCAUAAUGGAAAAUCUGUAUUUUAUUACCGACUGUACAAUAUAUGCCGCCAUCUAGCGGCAAUAACUGUUACUUUAUCUUACCGACUGAUAAAAGAUGUACCGCCAUCUAGCAAUACUGGCUAUUACUUCAUCUACAUUA